This is a messenger RNA of Dermacentor albipictus, 2222 nucleotides long. RefSeq names its product homeobox protein CDX-1-like. NCBI's taxonomy places the organism in Eukaryota, Metazoa, Arthropoda, Arachnida, Ixodida, Ixodidae. Gene Ontology annotation, molecular function: DNA-binding transcription factor activity, RNA polymerase II-specific; RNA polymerase II transcription regulatory region sequence-specific DNA binding. Gene Ontology annotation, biological process: cell differentiation; embryo development; animal organ morphogenesis. Gene Ontology annotation, cellular component: nucleus. The record is from RefSeq and is a predicted model, not a curated record.
AAAAAAAAGACGACAGUAUGUACUAGAAGCGAAGCUCGAGAAACGCGAGGGCGUCUCGUUUAGGGAAGCCCCGUCUAUAGUGUGCGUGCGCGAAAUGACGCGGGUCAAACGACUGCUGCGGAGAAGGGGGUGUCACCGGAAAGGAUCAUCGACGCUGCAUACGGUAAAACAAUAAACGCGGGCGGCGGCCCGUUGUGUGUGCUCUUCGAUACAGCGCCCGCGGCCCAGCGCCAGCUCGCACGGACCCGCGCGGGCAGCCGCCGCAGGCCCCGGGAAUCGGGGCCCCUCAUCUCUCGCCUUCCAACCGCGGACGGGCCCCCCGUAAAUCAGGCGCGCAAGCAGCGCCUCGCUGCGCCGCCGUCGGCGCGAUCGCCCCGCGAGGCGGUACGCGCGGGUCCGGCCCACGGCCUGGGCGGUCCCCCCGUAGGCGGGGUCCAAUGGGCCCGCUCGGCCUUCCGGCGCCGCUCACCGCCACCGCUCGCCGGCAGCAGAGCGCACCAUGUUCCCGGCGCGGCAGGAAGUUGGGCCCGCGGCGGCGGCGGCCGCCUUCCAGUACGCGGCGGCCACCUGCUACCCGACCAGCUGCUCGCCGCCCCCGCAGUACGCCGGCUUCGGCCCCGCCGUGCACGGGGGCCUGGUGGACGCCGUCGACUGGACCGGGGGAGGCUACCGCUACGACGACUGGGCCACCCUGCAACAGCAGCAGCAGCAACAGCCCACGGCGCAGGGCCUGUACGGAGGCUACGCGGCGGUGCCCGAACCCCCGACCACGAGCCCGGACUCCGGCCUGGCCCCGUCGGACCUGAGCGGCGGCACGCCCUCGCCGGGACUCGUGCAGCCGCAGCCGGUGUCCAGGCCGGCGCCGGCGCGGUCGCCCUACGAGUGGAUGAUGAAGCCCUCGUACCAGGUGCAGCCGAACCCCGCCGCCCGAUGUGCCCUCAACGGCGUCUGUGUUGCCAUCCCGUUUUCGGGAGUGGACGAAGCGGGCAAAACCCGGACCAAGGACAAGUACCGCGUCGUGUACAGCGACCACCAGCGGCUGGAGCUGGAGAAGGAGUUCCACUACAGUCGGUACAUCACCAUUCGGCGCAAGGCGGAGCUAGCGGCAAUGCUGGGCCUAAGCGAGCGGCAGGUCAAGAUCUGGUUCCAGAACCGGCGCGCCAAGGAUCGCAAGCAGGCCAAGAAACAGGAGGAGAUGCUGCACCGAGAGCUGGUCAAGGCAGAGCCCGUUCCUACCGCCACGCUGCCGCCUUUCUCGGCGGCGGCGGCGCCCACCGACGGCUACUCAUAGUACAUGCACGCCGUGGACACACCCUCCCUCUCUGCCGCGGGCGGCCCUCGCCAGCGUAUAGUUUCGUACGAAGACCGCUAGGGGAGAAAUCUGGCGCUGGUGUACGUGCGGGGCACCGACGUUACAACGAACUAUUCUAGUUCAGUGUACCGACGUCGCGUUUCAUAGCAGCCUGCACGGGGAUUAAUGAUGGGAAUAAGCAGACGGUACGUGGAUUUUCCUCGUCAUUCACCAUAGGCCAUGGAAAGGGAGUUGCUGAGGGAAGAUAACGAUCUCGAAACAAGAAUGAGCACAGACUCGGCGUAGUCGAAAGCAAAUUUGCUGCUAUGCAGACGACAGAGCCCGUGUAUCGGCUGGUGUGUUCAUCACGGCCUUUCGCUUCAGAUAGUAAGUUCAACUCGGUAGGAUGAAAAGCCAAAAUUAGUAGGUGCGUAGUUUCAUUGUGCAUGCAAGCAUUCUGAGGCUGAUUUAGCGCGCACUCUCGGUGAAGCCAAGCCAAAAGAAAGAAAAUUGAUGCGCCUGCCUACGGUUACCAUAACGAGUGAACGACUGCAUGACCAGACUGCUUUCAAGUAAUCUUUGUACGGAACUAUACGUUUCUCCACGGACGCGCAGGCCAACGGGGCUCAUCGUGCAAUGGACAAUGCGUGCGCCUUCGAGAUGGCGCCGUGGUGGAGAACAGGACUCUUAUUCUGUGCAUGGACACGUGGUGCCACGGACUACGAAUUACAGCGUGUUUAUACGGACCACUUUAUGGGCACGCGAUGACUUGUGUGGCGACCUCUGAGCACUGUUCUUUGCAUGGGGCAGCGGACAGCCGACAGUGCGCGAACGUGCGCCUCACGACGAGGCAGUGCUGUGCGCAGUUCCAUCGGGUAAUAACGUUUUUGUUUUCAGUGUUUGUGAAACUAAAUGCAGUUUGCGCUCAUUA